Messenger RNA from Xyrauchen texanus (razorback sucker), 6243 nucleotides. Its product is annotated as semaphorin-7A-like. Bases 16 to 1842 code for a protein of 608 amino acids. Gene Ontology annotation, biological process: axon guidance; positive regulation of ERK1 and ERK2 cascade; neural crest cell migration. Gene Ontology annotation, molecular function: integrin binding; chemorepellent activity; semaphorin receptor binding. The transcript has 15 exons. The record is from RefSeq and is a predicted model, not a curated record. NCBI's taxonomy places the organism in Eukaryota, Metazoa, Chordata, Actinopteri, Cypriniformes, Catostomidae.
UCUCUCAUAUGUAAGAUGGAUUUGACAUGUUUGUGUGUGCUGUUGGCGUGCAUUUCAUGUGUUGGGUCAGCAAGAGUGCAUCAUAAUGCUCGAGUGAAGCUGACAGACCAAGGUAUGACCCGGGUGUAUUUUGAACAUGAUCAUAUGGUCAAACUUAUCAUGAGCCCUGAACUCAUCUGGGCUGGAGGUUCUGAGAUCCUCCAUUCCAUGAACACAACACAAAAAUCCAAUCUCAAACAGGUGAAUGAGAUUCUUUUAAAGGAAAAAUUAAAAAACAUCACAAAACGUGAAUACAAUAUCUCUCUGCUCAAAGAGGGUGUUAAUGGAAAUCUCCUUUUCCUUUGUGGAACAAAAAAGGAUGAUACAAGGUGCUAUCAUAUGAACGCAAGUUAUUCCCUGACUGAAUCCUUUAAAUCAGAAUAUGAACUAGAAAUGAAUGAGCCAUCAUUACUCAUUGAUGAUAUGCUGUUCUUUACUAAGUCUGAUAAAGGAUUGUUCAGGAUAAACAGCAAAGAUACACGGAAAAUGUGGCCUCAGUCAACUCAAACAGAGCAGAGGUUUGUGAAGUUGAUCGUUGGGACAGGCACACACCAGGACAAAGUUUAUUUGUUCUUCACAGAGAAACAUACAAGUGACAGUAGAGACUCAGAAUCAGACUUCUGGAUUCCAAAAGUGUCCCAGAGCUGCGUGGAUGACAAAGGUGGGCCUAAAGAUAAUCUUCAGAACAGCUGGACAUCGAUGAUUUACGCCCGUAUAUUCUGUGGAGACAAGGAGACAGGAUAUGACUUUACUCAGCUAAUAGACAUCGACACAGUAGAAACAGACAAUGACAUCAUAAUUUAUGGCCUGUUCAGAAACUUUUGGAACAUGAGUGCAGUGUGUGUUUAUAAUAUGACUGAAAUCAAGAACAUCUUCAGUCUCUCUGAAUUCAUGAAAACCAGCACUAAACCUGUGAAUCCCCGGCCUGGAACGUGUGUUCAAGACCGUACUCAACUGAGCAGUGAAUUGUUGAUGUUUAUGAAAGAGCGUCCAGAGAUGAAGAAGUGGGUGAUGCCAAAGAAAAGCCCCCUGCUGUUUCAACACCGUCACUACACUCACAUACAGGUGGCCCAUGUUGGGGUCCUGUUUCUGUCUCUAGAAAGUGGAGGGGUCCAUAAAGUGUUAGAAGAGCAUGUUCAACACCACGUUUUUGUCAUUGCGGAGUUUCAGAUGUUUCCACAAGGAACGCACAUCACCAGCAUGCUGUUGGACAGUGCUCAAAACCAUCUGUAUGUGAGUUCUGGUAAUGAGCUGGUACAGAUAAACCUGCAGCAUUGUGAUGUGUAUGGAGAUGAUUGUGAAGCAUGUGUCCUAUCCAGAGACCCCUACUGCCACUGGAACGGUUCGCAUUGCAGCCCCACCACAGCUGACAACAUGGAUCUCACUAAUUGCAAUAGGGCUGAAUUUGCUGAAUCUAAAACUGAAAUUAGUGCCAAAUCAUCAGUGCAAAUCGUCCCAGCAUCUGCUAGAUACUUCCUGCUCUGCACGAUAAUAUCCCGUCAUGCCACAUACCACUGGUACCAUGGCAAUAGACGUGAGGAGUGUGUUUACACUGAUGUGGGCUGUUUGUAUCUCAUCGAGAGUAUGAAUGCAACUUAUGAAGGUUUUCCAGAUCUGUGGAUUUCUGCAGAGCUUUCUGGAGAGUUCUACAGGCGAAGAUCCCGCAUGGAUAGUGAUGAUUUGGCCAAGUAUGACAUCACAUACCUGUAUCAGCACACCUGGAUGGUCAUGGAGCAGCAUUUCUGUCAAACAAAUUUAGUCCUAUCCAUAAGCAUAAACUACUCCAAAAAUCAGAGGGAAUGAUUGUUGAUAAGAAUGUUCUUCAAGCCCAACCCCAACCAAAGCCUAACCCUAAUAUCUGAUUGGUUGAUGUGAAGAAGGUUGUGACGACCGACCAGGAUGCUGAUCUAAGAUCAUGCUAUUUGGUAGCAGUAAGCUCACCUGGCUGUUCAUUCUUUAAACAUUUUAGGGCAGAAUUAUUGUGUCUUAAUAAGUUACAUGUAAUAUAUAUAUAUACUGUAAAUCUUCAGUGGCGAAUUUUCAGGGCCAGCAAAUCCUUCUCUGCUGGCCUAACAUGACAAAUAAAUAAAUAUCUUUCAUCCUUUCAUUCUCAAUCAUCUUUUUGCCUCUGUAUUUUUAAUCACUUUCCAUUCUUAAUUAAUCUACAAAACAAAUAGAGAAAAAUUAAAAGUUUAUCCAGUCAGAAUUAAUUCAUUGAUGCAUACAAUCAAAGUGUGUGACAUCUGUUUCACAAAUCACGUGCCCAAAGCAGCAUGUGAGUCUGAGCUCCACCCCCUCAGGCCUUCAUAAUUUCUACAGAAUCCCUCAACUGUGCAAAUGAAUGAGCAUCUAAAUAAGCGAUACAUACAUUUGUUUCCACAUUACAUGAUAUUAAAGACGUUUAACAAAUGCUUUCAGAAACACGUGUAUCAAGCAUUAUAAUCUCUUUUGAUAAUCAUACACCUGAAGCACAUAUGCUAGCGCUGCAGCAUUGUUUAUCAGUUGGGUUUCUAGGAGACGUCUCUAAUGAGAGUCAACCCGUUGCUAAGCUGACGGGAGCGUUGCAGUUCCUAAUAUAUCGGGGAAUGGAAUGCAUUUAUGGUCAGAUGUCAAGUAGGAACAUCCCUCAUCCAACUUGAAUAGAAUGCAACCGUGUACCCUGACGAAAUGAAAUUUAUUGCAAGCAACAUUUCAAAUAAAACAGUCAUGCUGCAGUUAAAAUUAGGUUUGGUUGAGUAUGAAGUGUCAUUUUAAGUUCUGGCUUUCGUGCGAGGACAUGUUUUUAAAAUGUCAGUUGGUACUAGUUAGCUGCGACAUAAUUUAUUCUCAAAUGCAUAGGGUGUCUUAUUCAUUGUGAAACUGUGUUUUUAUUAAUGGCAUAAAUCACACUGAAGGCCUAGAAUUAUAAUGCACGGCCAGCCACUGUAAAUCUUACACAUUAAAACCUGACCAGAUGUACAAAGGUCUGCAAAACCUGAAGUUAUAGAGACGGUCCACAUGGUGAGAUAUAAAAACAGGCCAAUGAGUCAAUGCAAUAUGCAAACACCAACCCUGCACAUUUGCACAGUGUUUUUUAAUCCAAUUCAAACAGAAGAGUUGCAGAAAACAGUGUGAAGUUUCUUGAAGCUCAAUACUCAACAAUGUGAACUGAUUAAUAAAAAUCCAUUUCCUGAGUACAUGGAAAAAACAAUAUAGCUGAUUAUCUUCUCACCUUCAAUAUCACUCGAUUCAAAAACCUUCAAAAUGUCAUUCAAAACAGACAGACACAUGCAGGCAAGUAUGCAUUGUGUGUUGUUUAUGCAUCUUGUUCAUUCACUGGUCACCUGACCGUUUACUUCACAACAUACAGACUCAACUGAUACAUCUCCCAUAUGCAAAAGUCACAAACAUUCAGUCAGAAGUUAGUUGCAGCAUCAGUAAUCACAUACUGUAAAAAGCAUUCAGAGAGUGCCCUUUGACCUGUGAAGCCUGAGCAGCUGAUAUAUGCAGUAAGGAGCCGCUGGUCUUUGGUAUUUAGCUAUGCAAGAACUGAAGGCAGUAUUAGUUUGGUUACGGUGAGCUAGUUUGGCCACCUGAUUGUACAAAUGCAAACACAUCAAGUUGAUUGUUAUCCCAUGAGAAGUUGCGUAAAUAUGAACAGUAAAAAGAAAAAGAAGAGAAAAAACACAGAGCAAGAACAUAAGCAGGCCCUUUACUGUUCAGCUUGAGUUGAGGAAACACCUCAGCCAAGCACGGCCAGCAUUCCUGGUUCUGCGCUAUAAUUGCAAAAAAGUUCGGAUCAUUCCUGGGGAGCGGGUUAACUGUACAUCCUCUAGACAUGGCAGCAUGAGGUAUGUAGUGUAGAUUUCCAUGGAGUUUGAGGUAUACUUCAUAGCAACAGUCUUGUCCAUGUUUUGUGCAUUCUUGAGUGAUUAUCAUCAUAUAUAAUAUUAAAAAUAAUGCGAGUUCCAUUCAAAACAUCACAGUACUACCUGAGAAAGACGCAUUCCCAUUACAAAAAACAAAAAAGUGAUUGAAAACAAACAUCAUGCCAUGAAUGAAGUCAAUGUGGAUUCCCUCUCCCUUAUAUAAAAUAAACAGAAUAAGAGGUUUUAAAACUCCCUAUCACUCGAGAGUCCAGUAAUGUUAAUGUGUUAUAGAGAUCCAGUUUAGACCUCACAUGUGGUUUCACUAAAACCACUUCAAGUUUACUGGACAUGUAUGGACCUCACAUUCAUUCGACUGGUCUCUAUACAUUACAGAACAUCACAGGAGGAUCUGAAGUCUGUGUAUUAUGAGGUUUGUUUUGGCUAUAAGAGGUUUUGUUUUGGUUGAGGAAUGGUUUGAAUGGUUGGACUGAGAAUGUUUGAGCAAACAUUUGGGUAAAUCUCACAAAACCUGUCAUAUUAAAAGCAUGAAAGCGGACGUAUUUCACCACAAAAAUAAAAAUGAACACACAUGCACAAGAUAGAUAGAUGGAUAGAUUUGAAAUCAGAAGUUUACAUUAGCCAAAUACAUUUAAACUCAGUUUUUUCAAAAUUCCUGACAUUUAAUCGUAGAAAACAUUCCCUGCCUUAGGUCAGCUAAUAAUAGUGAGAAUUAUACAUUUCAGCUUUUAUUUCUUUCACCACAUUCCGAGUGGGUCAGAAGUUUACAUACACUUUGUUAGUAUUUGAUAGCAUUGCCUUUAAAUUGUUUAACUUGGGUCAAACAUUUUGGGUAGCCCUAUACCCAGAAUUAGUUGCUGGAAUUUUGGCCCAUUCCUCCAGACAGAACUGGUGUAACUGGGUCAAGUUUGUAAUCCUCCUUGCUCACACAUGCUUUUUCAGUUCUGCCCAUACAUUUUCAAUUGGACUGAGGUCAGGGCUUUGUCAUGACCACUCCAAUACCUUGACUUUGUUGUCCUUAAGCCAUUUUGGCACAACUUUGGAGGUAUGCUUGGGGUCAUUGUCCAUUUGGAAGACCCAUUUGUGACAAGCUUUAACUUCCUGGCUGAUGUCUUGAGCUGUUGCUUCAAUGUAUCCACAUAAUUUUCCUUCCUCAUGAUGCCAUCUAUUUUGUGAAGUGUACCAGCCCCUCGUGCAGCAAAGCACCUGCACAACAUGAUGCUGCCAUCCCCAUGCUUAACUUGGGAUGGUGUUCUUCAGCUUGCAAGCCUCACACUUUUUCCUCCAAACAUAACGAUGGCCAGUUAAUUUUUUUGUUUCAUCAGACCAGAGGACAUUUCUCCAAAAACCUUUUUCUCAUGUGCACUUGCAAACUGUAGUCUAGCUUGUUUAUGGCAGUUUUGAAGCAGUGGCUUCUUCCUUGCUAAGCUGCCUUUCAGGUUAUGUCGAUAUAGGACUUGUUUUUCUGUGGAUAUACAUACUUGUCAACCUGUUUCAUCCAGAAUUUUCACAAGGUCCUUUGCUGUUGUUCUGGGAUUGAUUUGUACUUUUCGUACCAAAUUACAUUCAUCUCUAGGAGACAGAAUGCGUCUCCUUCCUAAACGAUAUGAUGGCUGCGUGGUCCCAUGGUGUUUAUACUAGAGUACUAUUGUUUGAACAGGAAAUUACUUCUAAGGAUGAACCAGACUUGUGGAGGUCCACAAUUUAUUUUUCGAGGUCUUUGCUGAUUUCUUUUGAUAUUCCCAUGAUGUCAAGCAAAGAGGCACUGAGUUUGAUGUUAUGCCUUAAAAUACAUUCACAGGUACACUUCUAAUUCAGUACACCUCCUAUCAGAAGCUAAUUGUCUAAAGACUUGCCAUCAUUUUCUGGAAUUUUCCAAGCUGCUAAAAGGCACAGUUAACUUGGUGUAUUUAAACUUCUGACCCACUGGAAUUAUGACAUUGUCAAUUAAAAGUGAAACAAUCUGUCUUCAAACAAUUGUUGGAAAAAUGUGAACAUUAUCUGAAGCUACUGAGCCGUAUCUGCAUGAUUUUAUGCACUGCAGCCAGACAGUUCGCUAAUUAGACAAUCGCAUAAAUAAGUAGGUGUACAGGUGUUCUUAAUACAAUAAAAUAAAAGUGGUCACGGAGUGUGUGUGUGUGUAUAUAUAUGCGCACACACAAACAUGUCUAUAUGUGAAAAUGCUUAAUUUUCAAUAGGCAGAACUUAGUACACACACAGAGAGAGAGUAUACUGUAAAUGUGUAUGUAUAUAUACACAUUUACAGUAUAUAAACGCGUGUAUGUGUGUGUGUGAGUGUGUGUACUAAAUACUGCCUACUGAAAAUUAAGUAUUAACU